Molecule: messenger RNA, 4515 nt
Organism: Gymnodraco acuticeps
Lineage: Eukaryota; Metazoa; Chordata; Actinopteri; Perciformes; Bathydraconidae
Product: nucleolar protein 4-like
Source: RefSeq, a predicted model, not a curated record
AUGGCAACGAAAAAGGCGUGCGUGGAUGCGCCCAAAAGGAGCCGGAGUCCGGUGGUUCUGGAGGCGGAGAUGUUCGGGGAAUUUCAGGACUGGUGUCUCCGGACUUAUGGAGACUCCGGGAAAACAAAGACGGUCACCCGGAGGAAAUACAACAAGAUCAUGCAGACUCUGUUGCAGAGCGACGAGUCGGACGGCGUGUACAUGGACAACAUCAACGCCAAAUUCAAAUUCUGGGUAAAGUCCAAAGGCUUCACGGUCGGAACCAACGUGUUGGGGGGGGAGAAGAAGAAAGGAGCCCCGGGGAAACCCGUGCUGUACGUCCCGGUCAAGACAACGUGCUCAGAUGGGAAUUCAGCCCAGGACAACUCCUCCCUGAAACGUGUAGCCGUGGUGGAGGACUUCUUCGACAUCAUCUAUGCGAUGCACGUGGAGAUGGGCGCUGAUCCUGGACGAGCCCCAAAGCACGCCGGGCAGAAGAAGACGUACAAAGCUAUCGCGGAGACAUACGCCUUCCUGCCCCGAGAGGCGGUGACUCGCUUCCUAAUGAGCUGUGGAGAGUGUCAGAAGAGGAUGCACAUCAACCCCAGCACGGCCGAGUUCAAAGAGAACGACAGGCCCACCUCUCUGGUCCCGGACCUGAUCGACUACAACAUGCCGCUCACUGCCACCUACCUGAAGCAGAUGAAGCUGCAGUGCAUGACGCCCACCGAGAGGGAUGACAGUUCUGUGAGCAGCGAGGACAUGAUGAACGGCGUUGAGUCCACAUGGAUUGCCUCUGAACCGCCGGCAGUGCCUGAACCAAGCCCGACUAACGGAGAGAGAGUCAGCAACCAACCGUCCGCCGUUAAAGAAGAGGACGACGAUGAGUCCUCUGAGAGCGGCAGUGCCCCCGGGCUGCCCCCCCCCGAGGGUCCGCACCCCCCCCAAGAUGGAGGGGAGGUGACGGAGAACGGGCUGAAUGCCCCUCUGGACUUCAGCACCUCCUCGCCCUCCUCCUCCUCUGAGGACCAGCAGCCGGUCAACCUGAGCGACAGACUGCUUCCGGCAGGAGGGUCGCCAACAAACAACAGGAAGUUCCCUGUCAAAACAGAGUACAACAACAACAACAAGUCCCCGCCUUACAGCUCAGGAAGUUAUGACUCUGUGAGUAUGAGCGCAGAGGAUCUGACCUCCGGUAGGGCGAUGAUGAUCGACGAAGACGACGACGAUCACGACGAACACGACGACAGUGACAAGAUCAACGACGCCGAGGGGAGCGACCCCGAGAGACUGAAGGCCUUCAACAUGUUUGUGCGUCUGUUUGUGGAUGAGAACCUGGACCGCAUGGUGCCCAUCUCCAAACAGCCCAAGGAGAAGAUCCAGGCCAUCCUGGAGUCGUGCGGCCGGCAGUUCCCCGAGUUCGAGGGGCGAUCCCGCAAACGCAUCCGCACCUACCUCAAGUCCUGCCGGCGCCUGAAGAAGAGCGGCUUCGAGAUCCGACCGACCCCCCCUCACCUCACCUCGGCGACGGCGGAGAACAUCCUCGCCACCGCCUGCGACAACGAAACCAGAAACGCUGCCAAGAGGAUGCGUCUGGACUCUUACCCCGCGGAUGAACCGUCCUCCGGGGAGAAGUCGAGCUCCAGAGACCCCGCCUCUCUGACUCCGUCUGGUUUCAGCAUCUCCAGCGCCGCCUUCGCCCAGGAGCAGCUGUUGACCAACGGAGGUCUGAACUUCAACCUGCGGUACGGGGGGGUGCCGCCCAGCGCCGGGAACACGCAGACCAACGGUCCCACCGAUCUCAGCAUGAAGUCCAUCGUGGCCCCCCCCUCCUCCUCCUCCUCCAGCAGCCAGGGUCAGGGGGGCGGUGGGGGGGGCGCCUCAGCUCAGCUCAGCCUCCCGGAGGUCACGGCGGUGCGUCAGCUGAUCGCCGGGUACCGAGAUUCCGCUGCCUUCCUGCUGCGCUCCGCCGACGAGCUGGAGAACCUGAUCCUGCAGCAGAACUGAUCCCAGACCCCUCAGAGACUCAAAAGACCCCCCCUUUCUUUAUGCAUCUGGCUCACUCUGACCUUAGUGCCCUGUUUAUCUGUAGCCAUUCAUCCCAAGCUCACACUCUCAAAAACCCUCCAUUCGUCUCAGGAAGCGACGUGAAAGACCUGCAGAAACUUCAAAUCAGCUGUGAUUGUGACGGCUCGUUUUAAUGCAGGAGUUUGGACAAAUUAGUAGCAGUGAUUUAGCGUCAUUAGCUCGUUUCUACUUUUACACAGCCGUGGUCUGAAUCGAGGAUUUCUAGGUAGAGUUCAUUCUCCAAAUUCGGAGCGUUUUGCAGACGAUUCGCUGCUAAAUCCACCGAUGUGUCGACCUCAACGGCUGCGGAAAAUUGUGCAAACUUCACACAAAAAGAGUCGAGAGCGGUCGAUGAAAAUAGUCAGACAUUUUUUACAUAUUCAAACCGUCAAAGCUAUACCUCGACAAGUGUUUCCAGAUGUUUAGACAUGAGAGGAACAGACUCAUUACCCGACUUUCUUUCUGUUAUUUUAUUACAAAUAUUUCUAUCAUGGGCAAUUUCUCAUUAGUCACAAAGGAAAAAGGAGCCCAGGUAUGCAAACUUGAGGUCGCAGACACUUGGCAGGGAAAGAAAAGGAGAUGAAUAUAUUGUUUAAACGGAAACGAGAGGAAAACGGUGUGCAAUAUUUAAAGAGAUAAUCAGUAAUGGUGUGCUUACUGAGAAGCGUUUUUAAAAAAGGUAUUUCGCCAACAAUCUCCUCCCGUACAGAUGUAGUAAAAAUGAAGUGAUAUCCCGUUCAGCAUUGUAGCCGAAUUCAAUGUUGUCGUUAGUCGUGAUCUUUCUCGCUAACUGGGAUCAUCCGUCAAAAUGGGACCUGGCAGAAAAACGAGACUCGAUGUUGCACGUCUUGUUUUUUAUUUUAGUGUGAAGGAAAUCGUCCUGUGAGUGUUUUUUAAGGUUGAAAAAGGAGCACAUUUGAGCAUCGCAGUAAUGUGUGUGUGUGUGUGUGUGUGUGUGUGUGUGUGUGUGUGUGUGUGUGGUGUGUGUGUGUGUGUGUGUGCUCACUCUCUGACCUCAGCUGUGUCUAACCCUCGUUCUCAUUACAUCACGUCUGAAAAGAAGCAAGAGACAAUCUUAGAAAAUCACAGUUUACUCUCUCAGCUUUCUGCUAGUGUGUGCGUGCGUGUGUGUGUGUGUGUGUGUGUGUGUGUGUGUGUGUGUGUGUGUGUGUGUGUGUGUGUGUGUGUGUGUGUGUGUGUGUGUGUGUGUGUGUGUGUGUGUGUGUGUGUGUGUGUGUGUAUAUCUAGAGCACAGUCUCACAACAGACACUUUUAACGGUGAGUCACUCGGCACAAAAAGUGUUUUUUAUUCCCUUUUUUCUUUGUUUUUUUGGUGGUUCUCGUGUAAGCUGUUGUGUGUUUGUGUGAAAAGUGUUUGUCCGACAUCAAUCUGUGAUUCAAAGGCUGAACACAUUCCAACAAGGACAAACGAGGCUCGCUCCUUGUUGAUUUGUCAAAGUUUAGAGAGAUAUAUUUCUGUAUUUAUCACAAAUCUUAUCAAAUCUAUCAGUUAUUUAUGGAGAAUCAGUCCUUAGAGCUGGAGCUAAAUUAUCAUGUUUACUUGACUUAUAUUCCCAUGUCAUGAUUGGGCUUGCAUUACAUUUGAAAUGAAUUUAUCUUCUGCAAGUUUGGAAGCACUUUAUGGCUCAGGAUUACGGAAACACAGAGAUUUGAGUGUGUUUUACCUCGUUUGGAGUUUAUGUCAGCUUCAGUUCAAACAGAUCCAGAACUGGUUAGAACAACAGCAGCUCUGAAUCUGCGUGUUUAUGAAACUAAUGGAGCUCAUUACAGACGGGUUUGGAAAGCAGGAGCAGGAUGCAUUCUGUUUCAUGAAGUCUGAUUUGUUUCAUGUUUGCAGCCAGAACGCACUUUCAAUUCAUUUCAUUACAUGUUAGACGCUUUUAUCCAAAGCGACUCACAUACAUUCAGUCCUGUGGACAAUCCAAGCAAUUUGGGGUGAAGUGGACACAACGACAUGCUGACUGCAGUGGGACUCGAUCUUGCUACCCCCUGAUUCGAAGUCCAGCACACUAUCCACUGAGCCACAGCCGCCCAUUCAUGUUAAACAUGACAGCAAAAUCACUGCAAUAAACAGUGUACAAGCUUUCUUUUCGCUGCAUGUUCUAGGUCAACUAUCCUCAUCAUGUCCAGGUCAAUCUUUUGGUAGGAAGACAUUGAGAUAAUAAGCAUUUUUAGGAACAUAAAGCCCUAAAAUCUUUGUGAUGAAAUGAAUCAAAUGACACCUGAAAGCUGCAGAGAAACACUAAGGAGUCUUUAUUCCAGAGCCAUUACAUUGUGCAACCAACAUUCACUACAUCACGAGAAGUUAAAGCACAAGCGAUGAAGUUAUCAGGUGGAUGAUUGGAUUUGGGCUGCUCAAUUAUUUUAAUCGCAAUUACGAUUAUGGCUUGCAACGAUUACGAAAACAACGUAAUCGAAAUAAAACGAUUAUUUUUUUAUUAUUACUUU